UCAGAUGUCAAAGAUUUGCUGAGACCCUUGCGCAACAAAAUUCCCUGCAGAUGCAUGUAAUAGAGAAAGCAACAUACAGCUGCAGAUGCAUAGAAGCAGAUUGUGAGACAGGAGAAAGAUUAAAAGCCAUGAGUGACUGUGAGGAGGCAGACCUCUUUUUGGAGUCUCGGAUUUCGCUUGGGGGGAAAAAAAGAGAAAAGAAUUCCAUAAAGGACACAAAAAAACCCCAAAACAAAAACAACAUACAUCUGAAAACAGGUGACAACAUCCAGAAAAAAAAGAAAAAGAAAAAGAAAAACUCCAAAUUGAAAGAAGCAGUCGAGGGAUGGAAAGCAAAGAAAAAGGAAAAGAAGAAAAAGAAAAACAAAGUGGGACCCGAUGACAAUUUUUUACUUACUCAGGCCAGUAAUGUACAGGAAGAACCUGCUGUGAAUUCACGCAGUGGUGACAGGCUGAAACAGGAUCACAUGACUCAAGACUCCAAGAAGAAAUGCAAAAGGAAAAAGAAAGUGGCGUUCGACUUAUCACCAGGCUACAUCUGUGUCAAACGUCCUAAAUUUGACUCUUCGUCUCCGCAGUGUCCAAACGAGAGCACUGUGUCUGAGAAUGAAGCUGUGAGAGACAGUGAGAGCUGUUCACAGAUAACAGUGACAGGCCACAGCCGAGGGCCAGCACAGGAAAAUGACUCUGAAUGCAACAGUGAGGAUAUAAACAGCCAGGACCUGUUUAUCACCCAGAAGACAUUCAGAGUGUCGCAGUCUGAACCUUCCAGCAUUGAAGCCAUUACUGCAACUCCUCAGAUGUUCACACAGCCAGAUGAGCAGGACACUCCUGUGGUACAAUUAAAAGAGUAUCUUGACAGCUCAUACAAAUCUUCACAAGAGUCACAUUUCCACCAGCACCACGGAAAGACAAAUGAGCACACGAAGAAGAAAGAAAAGGUAACUCACAAAGAGAAAGAAGGGGAAGAAGAGCAGUUAAAUGAAGCACAUCAUAAGCACAAUAAGGACCAUUUGUCCUUUCAGACACAAAUGGAGCUAAAUGCAAAUCUAACUGAGGAGGAAUUGUGUCCUGCACAUAAAAAGCCCACUGUGGUGAAUCCUUACCUGGCUGAGCCAGUUGUUGUAAAGUGCUCCCUGGAUGUUGAGAAGUCAAAGAGACAUUCCUGUACUUCAAGCCAACAGUCCGUGAGGAGCACAUCCACACAGACAGAAAACUUAUUUACCUCCAAACUCUCCUUGUACCUCAACUUCUGCCAGAAAAGUAGAGUGACCACCCACUGUGAGGACAUGAAAGCUUUGGACCUGAGCCUGCCAUGGAGGGCCCGAAAAGAACUGGGUACGUCAGUGAAGACAGCGCCUCUACAAGGUGACAACCACAAAGACCUGAAACAUCCACAGGUUAAGAAAGAGGCUUCUGGUGAACAUCUUCGGUCUGUAAACACACAAGAUAAAGGUGAAACCGCUCAAAGCCCUCAGUCUGAGUCUGAGCCCAAGUCUGCUGACACGACAACCUCCAGUGAGGACAGCGAGCCCCGCUGUCGCAGGCUGGACCUGACCCAGGUGAGAGCAGUCCAGACUAGACUCAACGAGUCCUUCUUCUUCAAGACAAAGGGAGAAGGACAGUCACCCAGGCCGGAGUCUCCCCUGAUGAAACUCGCUCAGGGCAGAGACAUGAAAAGCAGGAAGAGCCACUGACACUACCCUGCCGCCAGGAGCUGCUGCAGUCGUUAACUUUUCUGUCAGGUUCCUUUUUCUGUCUUGACUUAAAGAGCAGCCAGGCAUCAGAUAACAGGUUUCAGCUCUUGAUGCUAUAACUCAUGAUAGAUGUUAUGAGGCAGAUAAAAAGGCAAAAUAGUCAGCCGUCUUUAGAAACGAGAGAAAGGAAAUUCUGUUCCAAAACGACCGUAAGGAAAUCACAUGCAUAUUUGUUACUUGUUUAAAUUUUAAAUGUUCAUAUAAUGUGUUGUUUCAAAUGCACACAGUUGUGUGUCACUCCUUCAUAGACUACUUUUUCCACAAAACUGUAGCAUUUUAAUUGUAGUUCACAGCUUUGUUUGUUGUCUGUUCUGUAUGAAAGCAAGACUUUUAUCAAUUAAAGUUUAUUUAUUGUGAAAGAC
This is a messenger RNA of Acanthopagrus latus (yellowfin seabream), 2119 nucleotides long. RefSeq lists its product as uncharacterized. The transcript has 3 exons. Bases 51 to 1697 code for a protein of 548 amino acids. NCBI's taxonomy places the organism in Eukaryota, Metazoa, Chordata, Actinopteri, Spariformes, Sparidae. The record is from RefSeq and is a predicted model, not a curated record.